Molecule: messenger RNA, 2744 nt
Organism: Patiria miniata (bat star)
Lineage: Eukaryota; Metazoa; Echinodermata; Asteroidea; Valvatida; Asterinidae
Exons: 6
Coding region: 477-1703 (408 amino acids)
Biological process (GO): heterophilic cell-cell adhesion; establishment or maintenance of epithelial cell apical/basal polarity
Cellular component (GO): plasma membrane; protein-containing complex
Molecular function (GO): calcium ion binding
Source: RefSeq, a predicted model, not a curated record
GUAGGCCGGUAUUACUCAUGAGUUCGGCAUUCCUUUUAUUGUGAAAGGGUAAUAUUUAACGAGCCUAUCGUCCCACACACACAGCACGGUACACAAUGCGCCACUGUUGUGUACACCCAUGACAAUAUUUUUGUCAGCGCUUAGUGUAUGAGCAAUGUACUCGUGUGUUGUGUACCCAUAUCGAUAUGAACCUACUCAUCUAGGCGUGCGCAGUAUGCGAGUGUACAUCGUCGUUUGUUGAUGAUGCAGUAAAGUGGGAACGCCCAACUGUAUAUUACCAGCAUCAAUCACACUCAGCAGCGGACGACAGACAUCACCGUGUCACUCGCACGUACUCCCCCGGACCAAUCGCACCGUACACCCCGUCGAUCCGUCUGCCGUGCGCCGCUCGAAGGUUGAGGGUCGCGUGACAGGGAGUCUAUACAGGGAAUGAUUCAAUAAAAUAGCCAAUUCCAAUUUUGGGGCUAUUUUGAAGGAUGGAACGCUGCGAACGGAACGCAAGAAUCAUGAGUCCAUGGAAUAUACUGCUCUGUUGGAGUAUUUUGCUCGCUGUAGGCCUACAAAACAAAGGGGUGCUUGCGCAAGACUGUCUUUUUCGGAACGACCUCUGUGAUUGGUCAAAUGACGGUGACGUAGACUGGGUUCAGAGGUCAGACUCCGCCAGUACGGGAACAGAACAUUGUGCGGAGGUUCUUCUAACCGACACCACCCCUCCUGGACCUCACCAAGCUGUACUCGCCAGCAUGACCCAACCUCAUGUCAUGACCAUGCUGGGUUUUUACUACCGCCUGGGGGCGCCAAACACACUGACCGUAGUAGCCGAGGUGGCUGGGCGGCCAGAGCAGGUCUUGACGCAACGCAACGGUACGGACGGGGCCGGUUGGAUCGAGGUUGACAUAGGCCUGGACCUUCAGAGUAGUAACUUCAAGAUUUAUUUCAAGGCUGAUAUUCCUGAAAACUCGACGGGCUUUGUCGGUCUGACGAAUAUAACGCUUCGAAUUGGAGCCGAUGAAUGUGCCAGCACGCCGUGCCAAAAUGGCGGAGCGUGUAUCGAUGGUAAUAACUCCUUCACCUGCGUGUGUAACAGUGGCUUCAAGGGGGAAGUCUGCCAGAUUGAUACCAAUCCUCGCCCAAAAACAACAGUUCCGCCGACAACCACAGAGAUGUUUACCACAAGCUCUGUUGGACCAACGACGCAGAAACAACCACAGAAAACAACUACGAUUAAAAUACCGCCCUCUACCGCGCCGCAUACGUUUACGACGUUUGAAACACCGCCCUCUACCGACUCGACAAUCAAGUACGGCACCGUCUCGACGCCUGAAAAGUUGCCACAGACAAACGGCAAUGGGAAAGGGAUGGCACAAUCCACAAUGAUCGCGGUAAUCGCCGUUGCUUCAGUGGUACUCAUCGGUGUUUUAAUCUCCGUCGUUUGGUUACUGCUGUACUUUAAGAAGAGAUCCUGGCAGCCCCGCUACCAGGAGAGGGGGGUGUCCAUGGAGAACGUCAGCAACUACUCGGAAUCGAUCCACGGCAAGUGGACGAGUACCGUCGAUAUCCCGGGAUCGAAUCCGGCCUCGAAACCAGAACUCACGCCGGUCGAGGAGACUGACCCCCUCCCUGAAAAAGUCGAGAACAUUUACGUCGCAUCGCCGACUAAUGGGCUGGUGAAUACUGGCUACAACAUCGAUAACAUGUACUGAUUCGGUGAGAAUGUCUCAAGUGAAAAUGAAGUCACACUCAGGCUGCAGUUUUAUAUCAACUCUGUUCCCUAAUUGAAGUAAGAAUGGGUUUUUUCCUUUGUAAAAAUCCUUACAUUUUUGGCUUCCUCGGGGAACAUUUUGCCGUCCGCAACUCCAUUGCACCAUAGCACCUUAGCUAAAUUAUAGCAAUGUUGUCUUAGCUUACAGCAACAAAACCUGAGAGGUUUCAAUUUGAUGGUGCUUAUACGACCUGAAGACAACACUUUGUCGGAAUUGCAAUUCUCAACCAAAGAAAAAAAAUAGGGCACAGGCGAAAAAUGCCCCGUUUUUAUCGCAUGCAAAGACUGAAGGUUUGAUCACAUUUGUCUCCUGAAAAUACCUCAAAGUUUUGUAAGAAGUAAGCUAAGAAGGUUAGGGUUAAGCUAAGAGAGUUUUUAGAGUUUUCCAGGCUAACUGCAAAACUCCAACAUGCUUAAAGGACAAGUCGACGUUAACAGUAACAACAACUUGCCGAAUUGAAUUUACGAUCCAUCGAACAUUUUUAUAUCUUUCGACACAUGCCCGUCGACAUGCACUCCCUUUUAUCGAUGCCAUCUUUUUGAAACACCUGAUGACAUUUUUACAUCGUGAUUCUUCUGUACAUAAGUAUGAUAAUUAUUUUUAAAAUGCAAGACUGUAAAUAUUUUGUGCGAAAUGAUAUGUAAUAUUUUGAAACGAAAUAGCAUUUUAGGUAUUUAUCUCUUGGACAUAAAAAGUUAACAAAUAACCAUUCCAUAUUUAAAAUUAGAAUUAAGAUAUUUCAAACAGCGAAUAACGUUUAAGCUUCUUACAGGGCGGGAGAGAUAACAGCUGGGCGAAUAACAUCAACUGUAUUAUGUAUAUAAUCAUUUUCCAAUAGUUAUUGCAACAAAAAGAUAGAAUUUGUAUGGGAAUAGCCUUGGCCAUUAAUUCGUAUCGGUUCACCUGCAAUGUCAUAAUAAAAAGAUCGUUUUCAAAAUCAUUUGAUACCAGUUGAAGCCGUACAUAUACCAAAAAUGAAAU